Limulus polyphemus (Atlantic horseshoe crab) is the source of this 1815-nucleotide messenger RNA. RefSeq lists its product as uncharacterized. Lineage: Eukaryota; Metazoa; Arthropoda; Merostomata; Xiphosura; Limulidae. Bases 560 to 1150 code for a protein of 196 amino acids. The record is from RefSeq and is a predicted model, not a curated record. The transcript has 4 exons.
AGGAAUCGUGAUGUAUCAACAGCUGUCCCUGUACACAUGUUAAAGAAGGCUGACUGACUCUCCGAGAUUUAUGUAGAGAAGCCCACAGUAAUAAACGUUAUUCAAGUGCGUAGGCUAGCUAAAAGCAAACGAAGCUUUCGCCGGGACUCUCUGGCACUGUGAACAUCGAUUUCCCCGCAACUCCUCGUGAUAACUAGUUGUCAAGAGCGUGGUGUAUAGAGUAAUUAUUUUCGAAAGAAAAGUGAAUUGGCAUUAAUUAAUUUUAAUAAAAGUUAAACAGUCGAUAAAAGAAAAUAUAAACUAAGCAUAGAUGAGUUGAAAAUAGAAAAGGUUUAAGGAAAAUUUCUCGUUUUAAGCUGAUGAGUUCAAUUUUCUUAUUAUUGAGAGAAAUGUACCCAGGAGUUCAGCAGUGACAUAACAAUGGGACUACUUUUACGUGCAGAAACCUUAAUGAGAUAUUUUAAACAACAACAAACAAGACAUGUGAUAGUUAAAACAAUGGAAAUUAAAUUCCUUUAGACUGCUUUGUUAAAGGAUAUUUUGAACAUCUCCAGUACCCAUGAAAGUUCAAUCGCCAAAGUCAACCCAAAGCAAUGGGUCUCCAAGAGGUCACCCUAUGUACCAAGUUCCAAAGGAAAAAUUGACUAGAGCUAUAUCUUUGAAAAUAUGGCUUGGAGCUAUUAUUUUUAUGUUCGUUGCUGGUACCGUCAUGCUCGUCGUGGGAGUUGUUUUUUGGCAAACGGGUUUGGCGAUUUUUCUAAGUGGGUUUUUCUGUUUGGUACUUGCCGUACCCAUGUUUGCCCUCUAUGUGUGGUAUCUCCGCUGGCGAAAGGUUGGAAUAGUCGAAAAGGGCAGAAAAGUGCAAAACACGAUAUCAACAAUCGGUAACCCUGAAUUAUACACCCCAGCUCCUCUCCAACUCAAAUCCGACUAUCCCAUGGGACCUCUUCUCAUCAUGACUCUUCCAAGGACCAAGUGUUCUUCACCAUCUCGCCCUGUAAAUGAUGCUGAAGAGGAAUCGUCUCCUAAUAUUAGCGGAAAGAUGUACCCGUUAAACCUGCGCAACAAAAAUCUUCCUCCGCUAGCAAGUGUUGAAACUCUGUCACCAUCCUUGACGUCAUCGGUUGUGAGCCUCGAUACAGCCAUCUAGUGGUAUCAAAAAGAAAGAAAUGCCUGCAUUCACCGAAAGAAAUAAUUCACCCGAAGUCUGAAAACACAGUUUACUUUUGGUUUCAAAUAACUUAAAUGUUUAAGUAACAUGCUAAAUUUAAAGAAAACAAAAUGGCUGGACCAUCAGUUUGCUGACAGUUUUAUAAUGUCGAUAUUUAAUCUUAGAAAAGCUAUAAAAAAAAGGUUGUAGCUGUUAUAAUUGCUUGUGACUAAUAGAUGUUUUAUUAGAGUUUAGUACAAUAUUCUCAUUUAGUUUUACACCACUAUAAAGUUAUACAUCGAAAGUUUAAGUAAUAUAUGGAUUAUUCCACUUCUUUCUUUCUUAUUACUCUAACACAUGUUAUGGCAAAAUUCUUAUCGUGACUACUAUGUGAGCUAUUUAUGUAAAUAUGCUAUGCUAUUUGAUGAUAACGAAGUGCGGCUUGAACAACAUUACUUUUUCUACGCUUUGCUGUGAAAUGUGUAUACCCUCAUUUUUCUAGUAGAAUGUGAAAACAAGUAUUUAGACCUACCCAAGGAGCAUUUGAAGUAUAAUAUGCUUUGAUUUUAUUUGUAGUGUAACAAUACAAUGGAGAAUAAUGUAAAAACAAAGAUGAAAACGUUUGCCCUUAUGAUGAGACCUAAUAAAACUUAACAGCACCAGCA